This is a messenger RNA of Monomorium pharaonis (pharaoh ant), 11082 nucleotides long. RefSeq names its product serine/threonine-protein kinase minibrain (gene mnb). The transcript has 9 exons. Bases 2995 to 5079 code for a protein of 694 amino acids. The record is from RefSeq and is a predicted model, not a curated record. Lineage: Eukaryota; Metazoa; Arthropoda; Insecta; Hymenoptera; Formicidae. Gene Ontology annotation, molecular function: protein serine/threonine/tyrosine kinase activity; ATP binding; protein serine/threonine kinase activity. Gene Ontology annotation, cellular component: nucleus. Gene Ontology annotation, biological process: positive regulation of DNA-templated transcription; protein autophosphorylation; peptidyl-threonine phosphorylation.
GAAGAAGGUCAUCGCGCGCGUGUGACAGCAACGGGGAAACAACGGCAGCAUCGGCGGCGGCAACAACGACCGCUCCGAAGCUUACGCGCUGUCGUUGGCGACAGCGGCGUCGGCGGCUGCGUUCUGUUAUUAUUUUGCCGCGGUGCUUUUGACCCUUCGUGCCGGGCGAGUUCAUUGCAGCGCUGUCGCGGGGGUGUCAGCCGGUAGUACGUCCACACCGCGCUUUCUCCACCACCCCCUCCUCAUCCUCCUUCUCCUCCACAACCGUCCGUCUGGCGGCGGCGGUGGCGGCGGCAGCAGCAGCAGCAGCAGCGCCGGCGUCGACGGAACAUCGACGGGCGCCUCGUGAUCGUCGCGACGAGCGCGAGGACGGGGCGCGUCCCUAAGGCGCCCGUCGUCGGACCCGCGGCCUCCCGGGGAUCCCGGGGAACCCCCCUCGUUCGCGAAAGGAGAGGAAAGAAAUCGUCGCGCUCCUUGCCCCGCGCGCGCACGCGAGCGAGAGAGAAUACCACGUGAUAGUCGUCGUCGCCGCGAGGGAGUCGGCGAACGACGGCCAGCCAGCGGUAAGUCAGUCAGUAGUUCGUGGGGCCGUGCGGCGUCACGCGGUGACGCCGAUGACCAUAACCUGAAAGGACCGGCCGCGCCGCGACCGACACGCGCACGCUCCGCCGUCGAAGAGGAUACUUUGGGAUACCACGACGGGAGAACGAACGACCGGGACUCCGUUUCCGGGAAUAAUAUCGUCGCUUCGCCCUCGUUUUCGGGGUUUCGACCGACCAGGAGGUGGCGGGAAGAGGAAGGAAACGUCGAACGGGGAAGCUCCUUCGGCGCGUUUCGGCAACUUUGGCAGGUCGAGCGGAGAGACCACGUGUGAGUCACGUCGGCCGAUCAUCGAUCAAUUACCAUCGUCGUCAUCAUCGUCAUCGCCAAUCGUCAACCAGCAGCUUGCAGCACCACGUCAUUUUAGCAACGCUGCUAUCGCAUCGCCGCAUACGCCCAACCGCGUGACGCCGAUCGUCGCACCGCGAAUCCGCUUCCUCGCGCGAGAGGAAGAAGAUAAAGAGGGAGGGAGAGAAAGACGCGCCGGCGGAUACCACAGUGUUUCACGGCCGCGACCCGAUUGCGAUCGGCGAAAGGAAAGGCGGCGACGAGCGAGGAUACACACACAUACACACGGGGGUGUGCGUGCGUGCGUCGCCGUUAUGCCGCGCGUCGCGGUGACAGCUCGACGACGAUAAGAGCGGCGCUCGGCGUCUCCGUUUUUCCGCCGAGUGCUCGCGCGCGGUUUUCGCGCGCCGGGACAGAGAAAGUCAAGUCCCGCCCGCGUCGCGUAUUCCACUUUUCUCAUCUCUCUCUCUCUCAUCUCCCUCCCCCGCCUCGCUUCUCUCUUCCUCCGACACGCCACCGCUGUCACACGGGGCAUCACGUCGCUGGAUUUCUGCACCGUCAUACGUUCCUAUCCCCCCUCCCCCCUCUUCCUCUCACCUACGCGACCCGUCGGUGAAGUGCGCGACUGUUGUCUGAAGAAACCAGUGGUGAAACGUACGUAACAACGUGGUGUGUGGUGUUUUGCCGCGCGUAUAUUGUUAUAUUUACGCCAUACGACAAAAGUCUACAUAUACGUGUGUGUGUGCGCGCACGUACCAACAUCCGUGUCGUUGUCCGACGGGUGUCCGAUAGUGCGCGCGAGCUUCUUCUUUCUCGCGUGUGUGCCGAGUUUUUCUUCCUCGACCGGAUCUACCUGCCUGUGCCGCACAUCCCUGCGCGUGUGUGCGCGCGCGCGCGCGCGUGUUCGCGUGUGUGUGUGCGUGUGUGCGUGCGCGCGUCCUGCGUCCACUCCCCCUCCCCUUCCUGCAGCUACCUGUUCCCCUCGCCUGUCGUUCACGGCAUCGGUCGCCGGCUUGUUUUUUCGACCAAGCUGAUCGUCAGGAGAGGAAGUCGCACGAGCGUGACGGACAAAGGGGGACACGUUCCAGCCCGCGGAAGAAGGAUCGAAGCGUCGAAGGUAUCGUCGUCGUGUUACCCCGCCGCCGGUGAAGCAUGGGUGAGGCUGACAGCGACGCGAAGUGAACGGGCCCUCUCAUUCUCCACACUCCCACCCUUUCGAAAUACGCACCUGCUGACAAACAGAAAACGAAGGCUGAAAUCCUCUGACUAUACAUAUAUUUAGAAAAAGGAAGAAGAAAGAGAACAACGGAUCACCGCCAAAAGCUAGUAGAAUUUUAGUCAAAGUGUGAAAGAUAGAAAGAGAGCGAGAGUGUGUGCAAGAUAAAAAAAAAAUAUAUAUAUACAUAUACCCGAUAUACAUAUAUGUAUAUAUAUAGAAAGAGAACAAGAGAAACACACGAGAUAUACAUAUUAUAUAUAAAUAUAUAAAUAUAUAUAUAAAUAAAAAGAAGGAAAAAGAGAGAGAGAGAGAAAAAAACAGCGUAAUUCGUGAGCGUGCAUGUAAAUAAGAGCUAUUUUUCGUAUGAGUGCGAGAAAGACGCGCCCUGGCCGGAGAGAAGCGAGAAACGACACGUUCGAGAGCAUCUUCGGACGAGGGAAGAUUUAGGGUGCUCCUCCUGAAAAAGCCGAAUCGUCAAGUGGAGUAUAAGAAGAGGAAGAAACGGAGAAGGAAGAGAAAGAAAAGGAAGAGGAUCGCAGUGGCGGCUGAGGAGAGCGAAAGGAUACCGUCGCGUCACGGUUGUUUGGACGUUGUUUCGAUGUUCUCCAGUCCGGAUCGCCGGUGUUUCUCCCCCCUACAGAGGAAUAGCCUCUCUCGCGGAGACUGAUCGGGCCCGAUAUUUCGCGAGAGAAACCGCGGUGAAGGAGAGGUGAACGAGUGUACGGAAGGGUGAAAAAAAAAAGUAGGAAAGGAGGAAGAGGAGAGAGAAAGAGAAAGAAAUUAUAGAGAGCGAUCGUGCGGCAUCGAAAGGGCCGGAUCCAUGUUGUGAGCGUCUGAGGACUGCCGAGGGCAGCAGCGAAAGGGCGGAGUAGGGUGCCGCCGCCGUUAUGGAGUACGGUGGCGGGGGCGGUGGGACACGCGGGGGUGUCCAGCCACCCUCCGCGGGGACGAGGGGCAUCGCCGGCACCGACACUACCGACGCUGCGUGGCACAAACACGAACAAAUGAUGCUUAUGGAGGCAUCCAGGCACAAGCAACAAUUGAGCGGGAGGACGGGGACCGGCGGUGCGCCCCUUUACGGGCGCCUGGUGGCCGAGGAGCCCAUGCCCUCCGCGGUAUGCGGUGGAGCGGGUGCCGCGGGUGGCGGGGCUGCCGGCGGGGUUCCGCAGGAGACCCCCUCGGACAUUCACGCCAUGCAGGCCAGGAUACCCCACAGGUUUCGCGAUCCAGCGACGGCGCCCCUCAGGAAACUCAGCGUCGACCUCAUCAAGACCUACAAGCACAUCAACGAGGUUUACUAUGCGAAGAAGAAGAGGAGAGCGCAGCAGAUGCAAGGAGAAGAUGGCUCGCAUAAGAAGGAAAGGAAACUCUACAACGAUGGCUGGGACGACGAUAAUCACGAUUAUAUCAUCAAGAAUGGGGAAAAGUUCCUCGAUCGAUACGAGAUCGAUUCGUUAAUAGGUAAAGGCAGUUUCGGCCAAGUAGUAAAAGCAUUUGACCACGAAGAGCAGACGCAAGUGGCAAUAAAAAUCAUCAAGAACAAGAAACCUUUUCUCAAUCAAGCGCAAAUUGAAGUUAGACUAUUGGAAAUGAUGAACAGAGCGGAUACCGACAACAAGUAUUAUAUAGUUAAAUUGAAGAGGCAUUUUAUGUGGCGGAAUCACUUAUGUCUAGUAUUCGAGCUGUUAUCGUAUAAUCUAUAUGACCUACUUAGAAAUACGAAUUUCCGAGGAGUGUCAUUGAACUUGACAAGAAAGUUUGCACAGCAACUGUGUACUGCCCUCUUGUUCCUGUCUACGCCGGAAUUGAACAUCAUUCACUGUGAUCUGAAACCUGAAAACAUUCUUUUGUGCAAUCCCAAACGAAGUGCGAUAAAAAUAGUCGACUUCGGUAGUUCGUGUCAACUUGGACAAAGAAUAUAUCAGUAUAUCCAGUCCAGGUUCUACAGAUCUCCAGAAGUUCUAUUAGGAAUACCUUAUGACCUCGCAAUAGACAUGUGGAGUCUGGGAUGUAUUUUAGUAGAAAUGCACACGGGAGAACCUCUGUUUAGUGGGGCCAACGAGGUUGAUCAGAUGAAUAAAAUCGUAGAAGUACUAGGAAUGCCGCCGAAACAUAUAUUGGACCAAGCGCACAAGGCGCGGAAGUACUUUGACAAAGUCCCCACGGAUGGCUCGUACGUGCUGAAAAAGUCCAAAGAUGGUAAAAAAUACAAACCUCCCGGCACGAGGCGCUUACACGAUAUUCUAGGUGUCGAAAGCGGCGGCCCUGGCGGCAGGAGGAUAGGGGAACCAGGCCAUUCGAUGUCCGAUUAUCUCAAGUUCAAGGACCUAAUUGUACGGAUGUUGGACUUCGAUCCGAAGACACGGGUAACACCAUAUUAUGCGCUUCAGCACAACUUCUUUAAAAGGACAGCCGAUGAGGGGACCAACACGAAUGUCGCUGCUGCCAAUAGCGCGAGUACGAGUCCGGCAGUGGUGAUGAGCCAGGAUCACGGACUGGUAACCAUGUCGGGACAGGGCAGCAGCAGCAGCAGUGGCGGCGGCGGCAGUCUGCAGCAGUUGCAAGCGUCGAAUGUCCCUGGUGGUGGCUACCAGCCAAUGGACUGCGAGUCCUCACCCCGUCACACGGGCAGUCGGCGUGCCAUAACAACGGGCUACCCAUCAACGUCGGCCACUGGGGUGCCCGCGUCCGCCCCGAUGUCCAUGCAAUCCAUGGACAGCUCCCUGAUACAGAGCUCUCUUGGAUCGUACAAUAGCCUAAUUCUUCCUGGUAUACCCCAUCUGCCUGCAAUGAUGACUUCACCGAUGAUUCAACAGCAGAACUUUUACAACUACGGCUACUCGGCUACUGAUACACACAGUAUGGUCAGACAACCGUCAACGGUAUCGUCCAGUAACCAGCGAGAUCCAGAGAGAGAAGACAGCCCGAUGGUCGGAGUAUGCGUCCAACAAAGCCCAGUCGCUAUCCACUAAGUGGUAAGGAGGGGCAAUGGACGGUGGACAAUACAGCUUGUCGCGAACGCAAGACCGUGAAAAAGAUGAGUAGCUAAUUUACAAAGACGGUAUGCUUUGAGAAUGGAUGUUAUGCUACACAAUGUGGCACUGACAAGAAAACGACAGAAGAACGGAUAAAUGGCAUGUUGAGAAACAUCUUGAGAGUCAUUUCUCGAUGCCGCUUUCUCAUCACAGAGUCAAAAGAAAACAAAAAAACACGGUGUCUCGCGAUUAGCCUCAACUUCGGCAAUGGAUUCAAGAAAUUUUUCGGACAUGUUGGUUUGGCUGAACAAUUCUGAAAAAUGCAAACGAAAUUUUCCGGAAAAUCCAAAGAAACUGCAAAUCACAAAGCACAAAUCUCUAUCAAGAGAUCAUAGAAACGAAAGAGUACCCUAAGUUCGGCGGCGUUAACUACUGUAUGAGAGAUCCAACAAGUAGAGGAGAAUGCGAUGGGAGGAAAAAAAGAGGAAACCUCUAAUUUCUGUUACGUUGCUGAAUUUUUCGUAUUUUUUAUCAAGCUGACUGGCCCUACGUUGAGAAUGGAUAUAUGUGUCUAACACGGAAGAUGUUGACGAAAGCUUCGAGCACGGACAGACAGUAAUGGUCUAGUGAGGAUGAACCCAGCUGGCCUCUCGGGUCCUGCCCGAUUUCCACAGACACUCUUAGCAGUUUUUUUUAGCAGAAACGGCUGAGCGGAAAACUUUCGGCAACCAAACUGUGUGGCCUAGAGAGCGAAAAAGUGAUAAUUACUAUUAUUACCGCGUAAAAAAAGAGAAAGAAGAAAUAAGAAUUACCAAUGUAAGCAUGUACUCCAAUAGAGUUUUAUACACGAUGUCACGAAUGUAAACGGUUUAGCAAGUAUUUGCGAGCAAACAGUCGCGUUGACUGCUAGUUAUUUGUACAAUACACUUAGGUGAAUGAUAAGAGUGCAGCUUUAGGGUUUAGCUUUUAAGUUUGAGGAGAUAAAAACACACACAUACAAACACAGACAUUAUAAAACUUGAUCUUUUAUUUACUUUAAUGGAAGACAAGAAUGUUGCAAACGUCAGUUUGUUGUUGAAAAGACUUUAAACAAACGAGGUUUGCGCGGCUUAACAACAAUACAUAUUUAUACAUAAAAAACGCAGUAAUAAGAAAGUUAAAAAAGCAGCAUACACGUAAGAUCGAUCAAGAAUGAUAUAAUCAUACAAAAAAACUAGAUACUUUAUAAUAAACAAUACGUGCGUACUCGCAUACACAUGUUUCCAACGCCAAUCGUCAUUGAUUUUUGCCGUUUUGCCCCGAUGGUCGUUGCGCUUAUGCCAUUCGCACCAAUCGUAAUAUAGUUCCUUUAUUUAUAUGGAGGAUUCUACUUUUAUUCGGCCAAAAUAUUUUUAAUAUCGAUUAAAAUGCGAUCUUUUUAUUAUUUAUGUAUUGUAAGACUAGAUGACGAACAAAAAUAGAAAUUAAUUAUUUCUUUCUUAUUAUCAUCAAUCACAUUUUGUCAUGAAACUACCAAUUGUAAGUGUAGUAUAGUACCUGAAGGCAGACCAUUAAAAUGCAACCAUAAUCCCUGUACCACCCAGAUGUUACAAAAGAAAAAAAGUAUGACUUAAUAGAAAAUAAUAAUAAUAUAUGCUAUAAAGAGAAAGAAAUCUUAAAGAAUUAUGCAUGUUGCUUUUCUAUAAAAUAUGGAAAUAUCAAGUCUGUUUACGAGGUAUAUUUUAUAUAUUUGCGGCUUUUUAUACUCUUUCAUAUAAAAGAUAACACACACAUAAACGCGGAGACUGUAACAUUUAGAGAAUAAUUUAUGUAUAUUAUCAUUUAUUAUAUUACGUUAUAUCGGACAAGCGUAAUCUUCUUUGUUGGCGGAUCGAUUUACUAUUAUUAAAUUAUUUUAAGAUGUAAUAUCUCAUUUUAAUUACUUUUUUGUGUGGUCUCCGAUAAAUGAAGCUACAUGUAUAAUUCCUAAUAUAACCGUCAUCUUUAACAUUUUAAUUGCGAUCUUUUUUGUACGAAAAUUUUAAUGCAUAAAUAUAAAGCAGCGGCAAAGCAAUUUCGUUUGCAUGACUGCGACUGUUGUCAAAAGAGCUUGGCCAAAAAAGAGAGUAUUAGACGACCAAGAGAAUUCUUACAAUGUAUUUUCUGGAAAAGUAACGAGUCUCACUGUGAAAUUUAGAUUUGAAUUCUUGUUGUAUUAGUUGUAAAUAUAUGAGAAAUAUAAGAUACUUUCGAGUAGCUGAGAAAAGUCUAACGUUUCACAAGCCAUUCGAUCUGCUAAGAAUCAUUUUAUUCGUGCGGCCUUUCGAAUGAUUUGUAUAUUUUUAUACACCUGCAAUACAAGAACAUUUGCAGAUACGAUUUAAUGAGAUAUACACGAGACGAUUCUAUAUUGCAACUCAGAUGUUGAAGUUUGUUAUACUCGAAUUUAUAAUAAGUUACCGAACGAAAACAAAUUUUCUAACAGUAUCUAAUAAUAUGUAAAUCAACCAACGGACAAAUAGGAAUACGAAGCCCACUGACACUUGUACCAUAAAUGUUUUUAUAUCGCAUUGAGAUUUACGGCAAUCGGUGCUUAAGAUACAUUAAAUUUCAAGAGUCGUAAUGAGUCUGUGUUGUGAUUAGAUAGCUCGAAAGCAAUGCUUAAAAUAGAUAGAUUCACUAUGACAUAAAUAAAUAAAGAGCGAAGAGAGAACAGUUUUCCGAAAAAAAUCAUCUAAAAAAAAAAGAAAUGUAAAACGGGAUAUGUCGCACCUUACCUCAAUGACCUUUUUGAUAAUUUCCGCAAUUGAAGUUGUACAGGAUAUGAUUUGUUAGAUGUAGAGAGAUUAAAUGGCGGGAUGUCCAGGAUUUUCUAUGAUAAAUUCUGGGCGUCUUCGUAAAUAAUACCUUGUUGAACGGCAAAAAUCAGUACGCUCUAUAAAUAUAGACAAUGUGCGAUAUAUGUAUGUAUAGAAAAUAUAUAUGUAUAUAUAAUAUAUAUCAUAUUAUGUAUAUUAUAUACAAUAUGUAUAAUAUAUAAUAUUAUAAAUACAUACUAUACAUUAUACAUAUAUAUACAUAUAUAUUAUACAUAUAGAUAUAUCACGUGCCCUCUUCCGAAUUCAUCUUGUUACACGCUGUGCUCACUAGUCCUGCAAACAACGGUGUUCACAUUCUCGGAGAGAAACGCCAUUCGGAAACCUCUGCAUAUUUGGAACUAUUUUUUAUCAUUCGAAUCAUUUAAAUUGCACCCUAGCGCGACGACGAUCACGUGCAAGAGGAAUAACGGAGGCCUGGUGUCGGUCCUUUCUCUGUUGGAGAGAGGUGUGCGUAAUUCGACGGACUGCUGGGCACAGCGCCGCGUUUGAUAAUGCAUCGUUCUCCUUUUGACAGCAUUGUUGGUUUUAACUGGAUGAUUAUUAUCGUUUACCUAUAGUGAUCGAUCGGUUAUAAUGACGCACGGUCUGUCAGGAGGAACGCGCGACCGGCGCGUAAUUUUUAAACUGUCGCAAAAUUGCGGUGAUGGAAAUACGACAUGUAGAACGCUGGAACUAAGUCGCAAUUAAAUCAGUUAACCACCGUUGCUGACAACCGCUUCUCGAGGCUUCCACCAGAACGUGAUCCUGAAAUAAAGAUCGUUAGAUUGACCUAACGGCGACAUAGCCCAGACAGCACACACGAUAUUCAUAGAAUCCAUAAAACUUCUAUCGACAUUGUACAUCCUUAGAAUGUCCUAUGGAUGUCAUCAGGAGACCUGUGCUGUGUGGGAGUCAUUUAUCAGUAUUCAUAUUAAUUUCUCGAAGAUCAUUUAUUAGUAUCAAAGAAGAGGCGUUCAAAAUAAUCGUUGUCUCUUCCUUUCUUCCACCGACCGCAUAGAUGACUCUUUGAAAACUUGUCUUCGAAAAAUGCUGUAAGCGAGAAGAUACACCGGAAGUUGACCGAGCCUAUUUCCUCAACGCGAUCGAAAUUUUUCUCACCUAAUGUAAUGCAAAAAAAAAGACUGCUCGCGUUGAAAUUCGCAUGAAAGUUAGAAAUACUAGUCGCCUUCCUUUUUGGCAGACCGUGAGUUUUUAGCAGAGCUAAAGGACACCGCCGGCGUCCAGGCCGAACAAGUUUAGGGACAAUUUUUUCACGGAUAGCCGCGGUAGGGUACGAUUCUCGAAUCGGGGAAAAAUAGCAAUUUAAAACGAUGUAUGAUGCAUCGAACGCUGCGAGGCGGGGUAAACGAGCUGUGCGAAAUAGAAAUUUUUUUGUUUGUGCGAGAGAGAGAAAAAGAGAGAAAGGGAGAGAGCGAAAGAGAGAGAAAAACAAAGGAGUGCGUUUUUUAAAAACGCACAUGCAGCAGCCUCUCCUAAUGGGAGAAGGAAAGCCCGGCGAACAGGACAAGAACUCCCCCUUAGGAUUCUUUUCGCUUUCCGAUACGCGCGCUUUAUUUCGAGUUCGAGAGCCACCGUUUCGGGAUGAAUUUGUCCACUCCAUUCAGCUGUCGCAAAAAUGCAAAGUAUUUAAGCCAAUUAGCAGACAACAGACGUAUACAUUUAAUAGCGUAAGAGCCAGCCGUAACUCGUGUUCCAAAUGAUUUGUUACUGCAUACGCCCAUACAUGUGCAUAUACGCAUGUGUAUGUUUGCAUAUGUAUGUAUAUAUAUAUUUUUUGUUUAUAUAAAAGAGGGAAUUUUAUUCGCAGAAGGAUCAUGAACAAGAGAAUAACGAUAACUGAAUAUAUUUUAAUGAUUAUUUAUCUUAGUUAACACACGUAUACAUGUAACAUUUUUAUGCAUUUUUAAACGUUUAUAGCGCGAAAGUAAUUUUUCAACGAACUUUCUUUGAUCAUCUGUUGCCCAGCGUAAUUUUAAAAUCGCGUGCUGACUGAAUUUACUGUUCAUAUUUUCCUCAAGCAGUUAUAUUAUUGUAAUUUUUAAGUUUUGUAACAUAAAAGUCUAUUUGUUUUUGUGUAAAAAGAAUAUAUAUAUAUAUAUAUAUAUAUAUAUAUAUAUAGAGAGAGAGAGAGAGAGAGAGAGAGAGAGAGAGAGAUAUCUGUUCUUCAAACACUAAUUUAUAUUUGUAUAUAUUGAAGACUUCUUGAAAUCUCAACGAAUAAUUUGGGCAAUGGAGGAUUAACGUAUUUAUAAAUUUUCGAUCGCGCAUAUAAUUCUUAAAUUGUUGUUCAACGCUGUGGGAAAUGUUUCUUUCGCGUGCUUCGCUCGUAUUUCUUUUUUCGGCGAUUAAGUUUCAACAAGGAUGAGAAGUAAUCGGUUAUAUGCAUUAGCGUUACUUUUUUAUAAUAUCCCAGUUUUAUGAUGAUGUUACAAUUUUUCAUAAAGGUAAUGAUAAGACCAAGAUUAAAAUAAUUACUUUUGACAACUUGAACUCGCGUUUAUUACGUGUUACUUAUUGAAAGGAAAAAAAAUCGUAAUUAUGUACUAACAAAGUGACUGUUUUAAUCUCGACGUUAUUACCAUCAUAAAAACAUGGUAACAUUAAAUCGUUAUUAUAAAAAAAAAGAAAAGUAACGGCGACGCAUUACUUGUAUAACGUGGUACUUUUCACCCUUGUAUUUCAGCUUGCAAAUUUAGCGCGAGUCGCACAUUGCGGCCUUUGACAAAGCCUGCUCGCGAAGCGCGCUCGCAAGGAAACUGGAUCACAAGAUCUUUGGAACAUGUUGCUGCGGCGGGGAAGUAAAGUAACCUAAGUUUCCUAACGUCAUAAAAGCAUUGUGUUCAGAAACAAAUAUUACUAUAAUACGACUGACAGAGAGAGAGAGAGAGAAAGAAAUGAUAGUUGCGCCUGAGACGCGUGAGCGUUCUUUAAGAAUCGAGCAUGAAAGAAUGAUAAUAUCUCGAUGUCUCGUUCGGCAUGCCAAUCGGGACAAAAAAAUAUAAGGGAUGAUUGAGACAAAGAGCGAGAAGAAAAAAAGAGAAUGCGCAUGAGGAUGUAUGCGUGCAUGUAUGAGAGAGAGAGAGCGAAAGUGAAAAAAUGUGAAUUAAGAAACAAAAAACCGAUUUAUUAAGAUGAAAAAAAA